UUGUAUUUGUGUGGAAAAUCUGUUUGACUGAGGGUCGCCCGAAUGGUAUAAAUAUUAGCUCAUUACAGUCCAGCAGCCACUCGCAGUUCUACAGCGAAAGUGUUGCUAUACAAGUUUACAGUUUUUCCUUCUUAACAGAACGUAAAACAGAUCAGUCGCCAGGAUGUGUGAUGAUGAAGUUGCCGCAUUGGUCGUGGACAAUGGUUCCGGUAUGUGCAAGGCUGGCUUUGCCGGCGAUGAUGCGCCCCGUGCCGUCUUCCCAUCGAUUGUAGGUCGUCCACGCCAUCAGGGUGUUAUGGUGGGCAUGGGCCAGAAGGAUUCCUAUGUGGGCGAUGAGGCGCAGUCCAAGAGAGGUAUCCUCACACUGAAAUAUCCCAUUGAGCAUGGCAUCAUCACCAACUGGGAUGACAUGGAGAAGAUCUGGCAUCACACUUUCUACAAUGAAUUGCGUGUCGCACCCGAGGAGCACCCGGUGCUGCUCACUGAGGCCCCACUCAAUCCCAAGGCGAACCGUGAAAAGAUGACUCAGAUCAUGUUUGAAACAUUCAACGCACCCGCCAUGUAUGUGGCCAUCCAGGCUGUGCUCUCCCUGUACGCCUCCGGUCGUACCACCGGUAUUGUGCUUGACUCCGGCGAUGGUGUUUCCCACACCGUGCCCAUCUAUGAAGGUUAUGCCCUGCCCCAUGCCAUACUGCGUCUGGAUUUGGCUGGUCGCGAUUUGACCGACUAUCUGAUGAAGAUCUUGACCGAGCGUGGCUACUCGUUCACCACCACCGCUGAGCGUGAAAUUGUGCGCGACAUCAAGGAGAAGCUGUGCUAUGUUGCCCUGGACUUUGAGCAGGAAAUGGCCACCGCUGCUGCGUCCACAUCGCUGGAGAAGUCCUAUGAGUUGCCUGAUGGUCAGGUCAUUACCAUUGGCAAUGAGCGCUUCCGUUGCCCAGAGUCCCUGUUCCAGCCCUCGUUCUUGGGCAUGGAAUCCUGCGGCAUUCAUGAGACCGUCUACAACUCGAUCAUGAAGUGCGACGUGGAUAUCCGUAAGGAUCUGUAUGCCAACAUUGUCAUGUCCGGUGGCACCACCAUGUAUCCAGGUAUUGCCGAUCGUAUGCAAAAGGAAAUCACUGCCCUGGCGCCAUCCACCAUCAAGAUUAAGAUCAUUGCACCACCUGAGCGCAAAUACUCCGUCUGGAUCGGUGGCUCCAUUUUGGCCUCCCUCUCCACCUUCCAGCAGAUGUGGAUCUCCAAGCAGGAGUACGACGAAUCCGGCCCAGGCAUUGUCCACCGCAAGUGCUUCUAAGCACACACAUGCACACAGCAAACGCACACACACACACACAACAAACAACUGGCGUCGCUGACCUGGCGCCUAGAGCUUAAUAAUGAUUAAUUUUAAGUCAAAACCUCUUGCUGCCCUGCCAACCAGACGGACAUAGAAGCCAUUUAUCGACCAAUCAGACAGCAAUGGAAUGUAUUAUAUUUAUAUUAAUAUUUAUUGGAAGUGUCGCAGAUGACGAAUGGAGAAAUUGAGAAAAAACAAACAACAUAUAAAAAAAAAACAAAAACAAACAAUCGAAAUUUUACAGUCUUACAAAUAAAUAGCAUCCAUUUUAAAGUA
Molecule: messenger RNA, 1612 nt
Organism: Drosophila montana
Lineage: Eukaryota; Metazoa; Arthropoda; Insecta; Diptera; Drosophilidae
Gene: Act87E
Product: Actin 87E
Exons: 2
Coding region: 164-1294 (376 amino acids)
Biological process (GO): mitotic cytokinesis
Source: RefSeq, a predicted model, not a curated record